GUCCCCCCGCGCUAUUCACGACGGCCUCUGCGCUGUUUCCGCGCCGUAGCGCCCGGAGGCCGGGAUGGGGCGCUACGCCACGGCGGCGGCGCAGUGUGCCCCUCCAGACAUCCCUACGUUCGCAUCCAGACCCCUUGGGAGAUCCUGCCCUGUUGCUAAUUGUCGAGAGCUGUCCAGAAUUGUUAAGAUCCUGCUGUGCUCGUGAGGUGUUACAUUACCUGGUACGACAACAGCUCUCACCAGAAUGCUAAGCAGCAGCCGCCAUCAGAGAGACUAAAGCCAGUGGUGGGAACAGAAAUAUAAAGUCACCGCCAAAGGUUCUGAAACCACAAGUGAAGAAUCUGAGUUGACCCAAAAGCAGGCCGGUUCCUGUCUCCAGGCGGGACCAAGCUCCAGCUCAUUGCCAGCCAGAUGCAGCAGGAAGCACAGAGCCUUCUGAGAGCUGUAGUUCGAGUGGAUGCUGAUUGAGUGACCUAAAAUGUGAGCUUGGUGCAGCAGCCGCUCCUUCUAGCAGGCUUGGUGCGCUACCAGCAGCUCUGUGCAGAGACCAUCUAGCAUGCUCCUCCAACCGUGCUGCUCAGCUGGUGCCAACAGCAGCCGUUCGAUUCCAGGGACACCAGGCUGAGUUCACACCAACUGGGCACUGGACCUGCAGAGCAGAAACUGUAUUGGUGCUUCUGGAGCAGCUGGUCCAGAGAUCUGCUCUUUGAAAGGCUUUGAACACUUCUUCCUCUGCCUGCAUACUUAUGAAGAGUCAGUGCUGGGCAUUAAAUGCAGCUCAGCCCAACUCAGCUGCUGUGUAUGAGUUUCUUCUGUGUUAAAGUUGGGCCAGAAACAGUUUCAAGGCAGCCGAAAGAAGAACCGACCUUCCUUUCUCCAGUGUGUUGGGAACUUUACAGCAGCCCAUGCCGCAGCGCCUCGCCUAUUCCACCCGAACUGCCCGUGCCACUGGCUUGGACCUAACCUAGGAUAAAUCUCAGCGUGGCCUGGGUAGGGGGGAACCAUGGGGAGCUCUGCCUCAUCGCUGGCCGCAGAGACGGAGUCGGACCAUGGCUUCACUAGCGCACCCUACCCGGGGCACCCAGCCGUGAGCUGGUAUAGGAGUAGUCACAGUGGCCCUGUUUGGGAAAGUGCCCUUAUAACGCGGCAGCAUCAGCAUUUACACCACCGGGUGCGAAGCCACUCCCACUCUCCCGGCUCCAUGGCUGCCGUCCGCGAAUGGUCCUGCACCCGCUGCACCUUUCUGAACCCAGUCGGCCAGCGGCAGUGCUCCAUAUGCGAAGCCCCCCGCCAGAAGCCUGACCUCAACCACAUCCUGCGGCUCAGCGUGGAGGAACAGAAAUGGGCUUGUGCCCGCUGCACCUUCAGGAACUUUCUGGGCAAGGAAACCUGCGAGGUAUGUGGCUUCACCCCAGAGCCAGGGCCCAGCGGCUCCCCUUUGCCCGUCAUCAACGGCAUUUUGCCCAAGCCCGCUGUGCUUGUGGAGCCCAAGGGCACGUCCAAGGAGGAGGCUGCCAAGACAGAAAGCAGCAGCGAGGACUCAGAGGGGAAGAGCCCUGAUGAAGCGGAGCUGGAGAGUGGCUGGGCUUGCCAGCGCUGCACACUGCACAACACGCCAGUGGCCAACUCCUGCUCUGCCUGUGGUGGCCCACGCAAGCUCUCCCUGCCCAAGAUCCCACCAGAGGCGCUGGUCGUCCCUGAAGUCAUCACCCCUGCCGGAUUUCACAUGGCCCCCUCUACCCCGCAGCCUUUAGUCUCUGCAGAGAUCUCUGAUGGUGACACCCUGGCCACCCAGGGCCCAGUGGCUAUGGAACAAGAGGCCCAGAAGAUACCAGCCUUCAGUCCCUUCUCCCCGGGGCUCCAGAACAACCCUGUGCCCCGAAGCCGCCGGGAGGUGCCCCCCCAGCUGCAGAUGCCAGGGCCUGAAGCCUCCCAGCCUGUGGCUCAGAGCACAGCAGGGCAGAAGGGCUCUCCGCAGGGUCAGGCCAGAGCUGCCCCGGCUGCCCGCUUCCAGGAGCUGCUGUCCAACAAGCGGCUGAGCGUGCUGGAGGAGGAGAUGGAGGUCAGUCCAUCCCACUGGAAGUGCAGCUCCUGCUCCUUGCUUAACUCCGCCGGAGCCAGCAAAUGCGAGGCUUGCAGCACCCAGAAAGGCAGUGACACCAUCAAUCUGGUGGGGGACUCAGUGAGAUUCACCCCGUGCAGCCCCUCCAGCCCUGACUUCACCACCUGGUCCUGUUCCAAGUGCACCCUCAAGAACCCCACCCUGGCCCAGAAGUGUAAAGCCUGUGGCUCCUCCAAGCUGCAUGGCUUCCAGGAGCAUGGGACACAGGGCGAGCCGUCCCCCCGCUGCCCUGACUGUGGGGCUUGCGACAAGGGCAGCUGCUCCUCCUGUGGUGGCAGGGCCCCGUCCGCCCGCAAGGUUGCCCGCCUCUUCCCGUCCCAGCUGCCCACCAGCCAGGAGAGGCCGAGCCAGUGGGCUUGUCCCGCUUGCACCUUGCUCAACGAGCUCAAGGCCAAGCACUGCGUGGCCUGCCAUACCCCGCAGCAGUACAUGGCCCAGCGCAAGGGCCUCAAGCCCCUGAAGAGACGGGAGAGCAUGCACGUGGAGAAGAGGCGGCAGACGGACGAGGGAGAGGCCAAAGCCCUGUGGGAAAACAUCGUGACCUUCUGCCGGGAGAACAAAGUCAAUUUUGUAGAUGACAGUUUCCACCCUGGGCCUAAGUCUGUGGGAUUCCCAGAAGGCGACAGCGUGCAGCAGAGGGUGAAACAGUGGCUGCGACCCCACGAAAUCAACUGUAGCAUCUUCAAGGACCGAUCGGUGAAGUGGUCAGUGUUUCGGACACCCAGGCCCUCGGAUAUCCUGCAGGGACUGCUGGGAAACUGCUGGUUCCUGAGCGCCCUGGCUGUGCUGGCCGAGCGGCCGGAGCUGGUGGAGAGGGUGAUGAUCACGAGGACGCUGUGUCCCGAGGGUGCCUACCAGGUGCGGCUGUGCAAGGAUGGCACGUGGACCACAGUGCUGGUGGAUGACAUGCUGCCAUGUGAUGAGUGCGGAUACCUCCUCUUCUCGCAGGCCCAGAGGAAGCAGUUGUGGGUUGCCCUCAUUGAGAAGGCGCUGGCCAAGCUUCAUGGUUCGUACUUUGCCCUCCAGGCGGGGCGUGCUAUUGAAGGCCUGGCUACACUAACGGGUGCCCCCUGCGAGAGCCUGAUGCUGCAGGUCAGCUCCACUAACCCUCGCGAGGAGCCCAUUGACACUGACCUCAUCUGGGCCAAAAUGCUGAGUUCUAAGGAGGCUGGGUUCCUCAUGGGCGCGUCCUGUGGCGGAGGCAACAUGAAAGUGGACGAUGUGGCCUAUGAGAGUAUGGGUCUGCGUCCACGGCAUGCCUACUCCAUCCUGGAUGUGCGGGAUGUCCAAGGCUUCAGGUUACUGCGGCUCCGAAACCCCUGGGGCCGCUUCUCCUGGAACGGCAACUGGUCCGAUGAGUGGCCACACUGGCCAGCUCCCUUGCGUCAUGAUCUGAUGCCCCAUGGCAGCAGCGAGGGCGUCUUCUGGAUGGAGUACAGCGAUUUCAUUAAGUACUUUGACUCCGUGGAUAUCUGCAAGCUCCAUUCGGACUGGCACGAGGUGCGUGUGCAGGGCAUGUUCCCCAACAAGGCCAACGGGCCGGUGACGGUGACAUCGCUGACAGUGUUGGAGCGUGCCGCCCUGGAGUUUGCCCUCUUCCAGGAGGGCAGCAGGCGGUCGGACACGGUGGACAGUCACUUGCUGGAUCUGUGCAUCAUGGUUUUCCGGGCCACCUUCACCAGCGGAAACAAGCUGAGCCUGGGCCGACUGAUGGCUCACAGCAAACGAGCUGUCAAGAAGUUCGUCAACUGCGACGUCAUGCUGGAGCCGGGCGAGUACGCUGUUGUGUGCUGUGCCUUCAACCACUGGAGUGUCACCCUGUCAGGCCCUGCCGCCGCCCAGGCAUCCAGUCCCACCAGCAGCCGGCCAGUCACCGAUUAUUCCAGCUAUAUCCUGGCCAUCUACAGCUCCCGCCUGGUGAUGGUGGAGCAGGUGGAGGCGCAGCCCACCACGCUGGCAGAUGCCAUCAUCCUGCUGACCGAGAACAAGGGCGAGCGCCAUGAGGGCCGCGAGGGGAUGACCUGCUACUACUUGACGCACGGCUGGGCAGGGCUCAUUGUGGUGGUGGAGAACCGGCACCCCAAGUCCUACCUGCACGUCCAGUGCGACUGCACCGACAGCUUCAACGUCGUCUCCACGCGUGGCAGCCUCAAAACGCAGGACAGCGUCCCCCCCCUGCACAGGCAGGUGUUGGUGAUCCUCUCCCAGCUGGAGGGUAACGCCGGCUUCUCCAUCACCCACCGCCUGGCGCACCGCAAAGCCACCCAGGCCUUCCUCAAUGACUGGAUGUCGACGAAGGGCACACACAACCCGCUGCUGACGCCCGAGGUCGCCGGGCUCCAUGGCCCCCGGCCCCUAUGACAAAGCGCCUCCCCCUCCCCGCUCCGCUCCCCUGUUAUUUUCACCGAGUCUCUGGCCUGGGGUCGCCCCCCGAGCUGUCAGCGCUGAGCCGUGGGACGGAGCCGGAGCAUCACACCCAGCACUUUGCCCUGCAACACAGGGCCGGGGCGAACUCUCAGGGCCAGGACCAGCUCUGCCCACUGCCCCCCGCCCUGGCACCGCCGGCCCCCCACGCGCUUUAUGAGGAGCGGCUGGGGGCACGGGGCCAUCUCAGGAUCCCACCUGCCCCAUACCUGUGCUGGGGCCCGGUGCCCUCGGCCUGCCCCGGGCAUGCAGCAGGGGGCUGCGGGAGAUGGGGGGGGGGCUGGAGGUUGCUGUCAAGGCCCUUCCCAGGCACCACGCUCAGGACUCUGCCCCCUCCCGCAGCGCCAGGGCCCUGGCGCUGCAAAAAAAAAAGAAUAUACCUCUGACGUCUGUCCGUCUGUAUGACCCUCCGUCUGUCCCUGGCCCUUCCCACUGUCUUGUUCCCCUCAUCGUCUGCUGCCAGGACCAACAUGGCACCGAGGUACUGUAGCUGGGUCGGGGGGUGCCGGGGUCACUGCCAUGGUGCCACCCGUGCUGGCUGCUCGUGGCAAGGAUCUGCUGCAGUGCCUAGACCCCCAUCCACCUUGCCUGUCCCAGGUGCCGGGUCUGGGGAGGAGAGGGUGCUGGGUUGUUUUGGAAAGCUGCCACUGCGGGGUUUUCACCGCACCUCGGGGUGAAAUGCAGAGGCGCCCUCCUCCACCGCUGCUCUGGGGCGGGGAGCGGGGCCACGGGGUGAUGGUCAGAGACCCCCCCCUCAACUCAUCACACAAGUGUUACUAUGCAAAGGCGGCCGCUGAAAGCAGUGCCUGGAGAGAAGCCAUGCGUCCCGAGCUGGGCUCAGCCCCCCCGGGCACUGCCCUGUGGGGGCCUCCCCCCUCCCCGUGCCCUGUGGAGGUGAGGGGUGAAGGGCAGCAGGUACGGACCCGGGGUUCGGCUUUACCAUGUUGCCAUGUGCCGGGGGUGGGGGGCCUGAUUUUGUGGGGGGAAGCAGAGACCCCCAUCCUUCAGAGGCCAAGUCCUGUGGAAGGUAGUGAGCACAAGGUGAAGGCUUGCAAGAGCCUCAGGGUGCCGCUGGCCCCAGCGGGUGCUCCGUGGCGGGGACUGACCCCCACGGUUUCAGGGUGUCAUGGCUCUCCGGCUUGGUGCGGGCGUGCGUGUGUAUGUGUGUGUACGUGUGUGUGUGUGUUUUGGGGGUCCCCCAGUGUUACCCUCUCCUUCCCAAGCUGUGUAGACCUGCAGCUCAGGGGUGGGGUGGGGUGGGAGAUGCUGGGCCCUGUUCUGGCAGGGACCAUGCUGGAGGGCAGCCUGCGCCCCAAACCCUGUGCCAGGCUGGGCAGGGGGAGUUGUGGGGUGUGGGGUUUGCCCAGCGUGUCCCUCUGUGUCCCCACGGGGUGGGCGGGGGGGGGUGGGCUGCCCUGACACCUUCCCGGCCCCCCCAGCCGGGGCUGCUGAGCCAAGCUCUGUCCGUAUUUUUGUUUGUUGAUCUGUUUUCUCUUCCCUGCUCCUUCCUCCUCGGGAUGAUUUGUCCUUCACUUUUUUUUUCCUCUCUCUGUCUUUCUGAGCUGUGAAUAUUUUUAACCCUGUAAAUACUGUCCAGCUCUUAAGAAACAUAGGAUAUUUUAUCAAUUGUAAAUCAGAUCCGUAAUCCCUGUAUGAUAUGAAUUAUCCAUGGGUGGUUUUCAAACUCAGGUUCUGAUGGACCAAAUAAAGUUUUGUUUUUUACUGAA
Molecule: messenger RNA, 6273 nt
Organism: Harpia harpyja (harpy eagle)
Lineage: Eukaryota; Metazoa; Chordata; Aves; Accipitriformes; Accipitridae
Gene: CAPN15
Product: calpain 15
Exons: 17
Coding region: 1004-4483 (1159 amino acids)
Biological process (GO): proteolysis
Cellular component (GO): cytoplasm
Molecular function (GO): calcium-dependent cysteine-type endopeptidase activity
Source: RefSeq, a predicted model, not a curated record